Molecule: messenger RNA, 3899 nt
Organism: Fopius arisanus
Lineage: Eukaryota; Metazoa; Arthropoda; Insecta; Hymenoptera; Braconidae
Exons: 21
Coding region: 8-3802 (1264 amino acids)
Source: RefSeq, a predicted model, not a curated record
AGGAGUUAUGGAUGAAAUUAUCGAGGACAGAUUAAUCAAUAAUGCAAUUUGUGAAGAAACAACACGACAAUGGGUCACCUCAGGGCGACUCGUGUCCCCCUGGCAGGAUGGAAACAAUAACAAUGCCAAGAGACGGCUCAGGCGACGGCUCAGUUUCAAUGCAGACAGGAUGGCCAAUACGAAUCGUCAGGUGAACGGUUAUGAGGACGAUAACGAUGAUGAGACUAAGAGUGAAUUAAAAACAGCAGAAAUUACAACAUGGGACGAUGAGACGAAUAAUUCAGACAGUGACGUGAGGUCUAAGUGCGACGAAGCGUUCAGCGAGGGAUCGACUACUUCAUCAGCGUACAAAGACGGGGAUAAUAACACUGAAGUUGAACUUCGAGUGCGAGUCCGCCGAUUUGACGAGGAAAAUGCAGUUCUUCGAGAUGAGUUGGUUCGAACCGAGGAAUUGGCCAAUGAGUACCAGCGACAGUUACACCUGUUCCAACAGAGAUUGGAUCAAAUGCGAGAGAGAUGCGACCAAUUAUUGAAGGAAAAUGACGAGCAGAAGGAGAAGAUAAAUAUGGUGGAGGCGCAAGAAAGGCGAUGUCAAGUGGCACUGCAGAAAAUGGAUAAAGAGCGUAAUGCACUUCUUGAAAAACUUGAGAUCGAUAAAGAAACUUUCAAUCGCAGCCUCGACGAGUUGAAUCGAGAUAAACUCUACUGUAAUAAGAGACUGUCAGUGUGUGAGUCUAAAUUAGAGGAGAAGGAGAUUCUAUGUGUGACCCUGCAGCAUAAUCUUGAUGAGAUUAAGGACUCCAUUGCCAGUUUGGAGGACGACUAUGAGAAGAGGAUUCGCUAUAUGCAGGACAAGAGUGACGACUUGACGAGUGAGAACAUCGAGCUGAAGAUGAGGCUGUUGAACCUCGACUGCCCACCCUCUCUGGACCAAGAGGUUUGCCUGACUUCGACGAGGUAUUUGAAUUCCAGUGACGAUAAUCUGAAGUAUCAAACUGACCAAAAAGUGCAACUGGAGGAGUCGUUGUACGCAGAGUUGAAGGCCUCAGGGUUUUCCUUCUACGACAUGAAGUGUGAAUCGAAAAUUCAAGAGUUGGAGUUCGAAGCAGAUUGGUGCAACAGUGAAAUCAGGGAGGCUGCGAGACAAAUGGACAAAAUCAUCGACUUGAUAAGGAAAACUAAGAGAUGUGACCUUCCAGGGAAAUCCCCUCAGUCUCCGAAUAAUUCAGACCUGGAGAUCUCGCCAAUUCUCCAGAUAUUUGAAAGAAUAAAGCAGCUGUCCUACGAGGUGUCAGAAGCACUGAGGAAGCCAUCAACGACCAAUUCAAGUUCACAGGUCUCAGCCGAUCCUCAAAUUACCAGUGAAUACUUCAAGGAGUUUUCCAUCCGCACAUUCAACGACUUCUUGCAUUCGCCGAUCAAGGUAUGCCUCCCAGUGGAAAUAAAUACACCGAAUGUAUUUCUGACGUGUAAAGCGACCGAGAUCAAGGAUAAAGUUGAGUUGGUUGACGUUGGCCAGUUGGAUAGAGAUAUUAAAAAUAAUGUGACAAAUAUCGAGGACCUAGGGUCAACGAACGGGUUUGGUUCAAUGUCUGCAGUAGCAUCUGCCCGGCACGAGGACAUACCGUCAUUUUUUCACGAGAAGAUUGCACCAAAAAUAAAUUCAUGCACUGUGGAAGGUAGCGCUAUUACAUUGGGUCAGGCAAAUUCAAUCCAGUGGGAAAGUGGACAAUUGGCAUUGGCUUCAGUAUUGAAAAAACCAUUGCAAGAGCAAGGUGAGGGCAUCGAUAAAUCUGAGAUGUCAACGGGCCAAAAAACCCCGAGGAGAAAGAUAUCGGUGUUUCAUCGCUCCUUCGACAUUGACACAGUAUUCGAGGUCCAGGACGGUGGAGGUGUUGCUGAGUCUCACAAACUAAGUGAGAGAAACGAUACCACCAUUAAUAAUCAAAUAGACAAUUGUCCUCCACGGAAUUCAAAAAGUGAUGAUAAUGAUAAUGAUAAUGAGGGGCGCGUUGAGGCUAUCACUGGAUAUCGAACAGCUGAUAUCAGUCAAUCGUCGGACUCGUCGGCAUGUUCUCCAGGAAAAUUGGAGAGCUCGAGGGAGGAGGACAUCAAGAAAGUUGGGAACAAGUUCUUGGGGAAUGGGGAUAUCAUUUUAGCCCCUCCUAGAUUGUUUUUAUUGGGGGCGGGGGGUCUGAAUGCACCUGGGGUUAAUGGGUCUGAUAGGGAUACGGGGGAGUGCGCAAUUGCUGGGGGGGAGGGCAAUGGAUGCGGAGAAAUUACUGGGGAUGUGAAGACAGUUACACGCGUGAUGUCGAGUGGCGAGGACAGCUCUGAUUCAGAGUCCGAUUCUACGGAGACUGAUCGGACUUUUCAUGGAGUUGACAGGGGGGGCUGGGGGGACAGGGGGUACAGGGGAAGUGAGAACAUCAUUGGCUUCAAAACACCGAGGGAUAAAAAAGAUGAGAGGACACCGAGGAUGAGGAGGUCGAUGAGCGAGGGGGAAAAUAUGGAGCUUGGUGGUGGCGAUGGGUGUCGUGGGUGUGGAAAUGGACAGGGGGAGGAUAAGAGGAAGGGGAGCUUCAGGAAGGAAGUGGAUGCUGUGGCUUUUCCCAGUCUCACCGAUGCCAGACUACAAGAAUCCGGGAUUGCGCAACUUUCGGAUAAUGAGGAUCUUGAGGGGAAAGAUUUGACAGAGGAAGAGCUUGAGCGAAAGUUCCUGGCCUUCUCUCUGGGCCUCUGCACAGACCGAGUGACGUUACCUCGUCGAAGAGCCCUAGCCCUUCGUCAUCGAGAUUACACUGAGCACGAUCUCGCGAUCGAGAUCGCGAAAAUGCAACAGAGUAUUCAGGAGUUUGCACCCUUGUGCUUCGACAGCGAGACAGUCGAGAGGAUCGAGCUUGCAUGCAAUCAGGUAGAGAUAAUAGCCCAGUGUGCUCAUAGAGUGUCUUGUACUGCUGAAACACUGGGAGCGAUACAACAGGAGUUCAGAAUAUCACGGGCCAUUCACCUGGCUGAUCGAUUUCUCAAGGUCCUCAGGAGUAGGUGUGACAAACUUUCAGCUGAGGUAGCUGAGAAAAAACGAGUCCUAGCAGAAAAUAAUAUUCCCAUUGAUGAGGGUAAUGGAGAUGGUGAGGGGCUCUCCUCAGCUGUGAGAUACCGUGCACUAUCGCCUACCAAUCGUACUAUGAUGGCUAGGAGACGUGCGAGUAUUGCCACGAUUUUCCGACCCAUUGGAAUUUCCCAAGAAGUGACAAAAGAUAAUAUUAGACAGCGGAAUUCAGUUUCGGGGAGAGUUACCAUUAGGAGGCCGUCGUUCAGCUCCGAAUCGCAGAGGUUCGAGGCGGAGAAAUUGACUAGAACAGACUCUAGCAGUGUUGGGGAAUUGCGGGAAAUCUUCGAGCAGGCGGAGUCACGAUGUACGUCACGAGAGGAGAAUAAUAAUUUGGUGCGAAGCCAAAUGACAGUUUGCGAAAAUGAGACCGUGGAACGCAGGAUGUCUAGUAGCAGGGAAGAGCCUAUUAUCGAGACUCUGCCAGAGGAACCCGAACACGAGUUGCAGGACGAGGAAAUAUCAAGGUUGUCACGAACAAGAUUGAGCCUCACGGCAGCUGCAAACGACCUGUUAUCUUGGCGCCUAGUGUUUUGGUGUGCGAUCAUUACCUUCUUCAUCGGUUUCUACGUGAAGGACGCACUCUCCAUCACCAGCCCCUGUUCCACGACAUCUCUGCGAUGGUGGUCCUUCGAGGAAAUCCUGAGUCGCCACGUUCACGUCAGGAACACAGCCCCACCGCCCAUUUAAUUAAGGGAUUCCCUUUUUAAGUUAUAAUUGAAAUCACUGUCCUAUCGUAAUUUAGUGUUCAUUAACGUUUUUGUAAUAAAGACAAUAUUCUUCCUUA